Molecule: messenger RNA, 1541 nt
Organism: Ruditapes philippinarum (Manila clam)
Lineage: Eukaryota; Metazoa; Mollusca; Bivalvia; Venerida; Veneridae
Product: RNA-binding protein NOB1-like
Exons: 8
Coding region: 62-1471 (469 amino acids)
Biological process (GO): maturation of SSU-rRNA; ribosomal small subunit biogenesis
Cellular component (GO): preribosome, small subunit precursor
Molecular function (GO): RNA endonuclease activity
Source: RefSeq, a predicted model, not a curated record
CCUCUUUUGCACAUUUACAACUGUUUAGGUACUUAAAUUUGUUCUCACGUGACUGUACAAAAUGGCGUCCGUCAAACACGUUGUUUUGGAUUCUGGAGCUUUUUUACGAAAUGCUAAAAUUGAGAAUAUAUCUAACAAUGUUUACACAAUAUCUGAAGUGGUGUCAGAGAUUAAAGAUAAGGCCACUAAGCAGCGACUUCAGGUCCUUCCAUAUGAGUUGAUUUUCAAAGAGCCUUCAUCUGAUGCCAUCAGAAUUGUGACUGAGUUUUCGAAGAAAACUGGAGACUACAGGAGUUUAUCUGCUGUUGAUAUUAAAGUUAUGGCCCUUGCUUAUCAGCUAGAAAAACAAUUUGUUGGAACACAACAUAUAAAAACUGAGCCAGAUAAAAAGAUUGAAUGGAAUGCUUCAACCCGACCACUUGAAAAGGCAACUGAUAUUGCUGGUUUCUAUGUUAAACCUAAAAAACCAGCAAGUUCAAGGACAGUGUCAGAAUGUUCUUCCAUCAACCCUGAUGUUACAGAUCUGAGACCAGAUGAUGUUCCUGACAUUGCUGUCGCAAAUCAUCAAGAAUCUAAAGACAAUGAAACAGAUACACUUACUAAGAAUACAGCUGAAAGUACAAAUAAUGUAGAGGAAACAACCAACAUUUCACAAAACUGUGUAAAUGGUUCAACUGAAAAUGAUAGAACUGAAGUAGAUUCGAAAGAGGACAAUUCUGAACCGUGUAAAACAGUUGAAGAAUUAGGAGAAGGGGAUGUAGUUCCUGAUGAUAUGAUAGGGGAGGAGUCCGACAGUGGCGAGGAUGAGAAGGAGGAUGAAAAUGAUGAUACUGAUGAUGAUGACGAUGAUGAUGGUUGGAUAACUCCUAGCAAUAUAAAAUCUGUGAAAGAGAAAAUGGGUGGCACUGAUGUAGAAAAAACUGAAGUUUCUGUUGGUUGUUUGACUACUGACUUUGCUAUGCAGAAUGUAUUGAUACAGAUGGGCCUAAACGUAAUCUCUGUAGAUGGUAUGCUGAUCAAGAGAGCUAAGAGUUUUGUCCUCAGAUGUUUUGCUUGCUUUAAAAUAACCACACAUGUAGAAAAGACAUUUUGUCCACAUUGUGGUAAUAAAACACUUACCAAGGUCUCCAUGACAGUCAAUGAUGAUGGUUCCAUCAAGUACUUCCUGUCCAGAAGAAGACCCAUGAAUACGAGGGGAACCAAGUUUAAGCUACCAAUGCCCAAGGGAGGUAAACAUGCAGCCAAUCCAAAACUUGUGGAGGACAUGCCAUCGGCACAAAACAGAAUAUCAAAUAAAGCUCGUGCAAAAAUGAGCGUGUUUGACCCAGAUUAUGUGGCUAACAGCUCACCAUUUUCACUAAAUGAUGUCACAAGUAGAGCUGCACAGCUUGGAAUAAGGUCACAUAAAGGAGAAACUCAUUACUGGGAACGGAGAAACCCAAAUGCUGUAAAAAAGAACAGAAGAAAAUGAUUUUUUGUUUUUGAUAACGUUAAGAGUCUCUUAAAUUGAAAAUAAAUCAAUGAAAUAAAUGUAAUAUACA